CACGGACGCAACCCACCGAGUAAGGAAUCCGCUUGGCGGGAAAUAAAUACAGAUUCGGCAAUGGGGCGCAAAAAUCCCUCGUUAAUGCGGGCAAGGUUUGUCGCCGUCAACCUUCCCACCUGAACCUGGUACUCACUGAGCGCUGUCACCGAGGAGAUGCUAACCGGACGGGAGAGCUUGAUCCGAUUGGUCGGCAAGCGGCGGCGCUUCCUUCCCAAUCGUCACUCCCUCCUCCUUUCCGCCGCCCCUAUCCAGGACUCGCGUUUGGAUGAUGACGGGGAUCGGUCGCCGGUCGGUGGUACGGAAGAGCUGAAAGCUGGAGAAGUUGAGAAUCGUUCCGGUGAAACUUCAGUUUCCGAAACUGAAUGGGUCAGUUGUCCUGUUUGUGGUGCUAAAGUUCGUGGUGGAGACUACAUGAUGAACUCCCAUUUAGAUCUAUGUCUAGUUAAAGGGAAGAAGCGGAAACUGACCCAGCGAACUCUACUACAGUUGGAUUUUCGGUCGAAGUCAGGUUCAGAAAUUGGAUCCAGUGAGUCGGGAAAGUUAAACAGCAGUGUGGUUUCUUCAGGACCUUUUGAAAACAAACAUUUACUGAGGAGAGUCUUUGGUUUGCAGAAGCCAAGUUUAGAUGAGGGGAAGGAUAUUGAUACUGCCAAACCACCUUUAGUUGUGGUUAUCAGUAAUGAUAGCCAAGCUAUUGAACAACUUUGUGACAAUGAUGAGAGCGUCAGCCAAGUUGGUUCUUCUUCUGUAACCGACAAGCUCCAGAGUUGCGAUGAAGCCUUGUCAUCCCGGAUGACUCUUGAGACUUUUAUAGUUGGACGUAAGUUUAGUGAUGAAAAAGAGUUAAAUUGUGGAGCUAGCAUCACUCUGUUGCAGGACCCAGAGAAUGCUAAGGAUCCCAACGCAAUAAAGGUUCUUUUAGGAGAUUCUGCAUCUUGCAGGGUGCUCGGUUUUCUACCACGUGAGCUGGCUCGCUAUUUGUCUCCUUUGAUUGAGAAGCAUGGUGUCAUUUUUGAGGGGUUCAUAACUUCUAUUCCAGAUAACCCUCUUGAUGUUGUUCCCAUUCAAAUCAUGAGCAAGGAUACCCUAACAAGUAGUUCCACUGAUGAAAACGAAGUGAAGGACCUCACAACUUCUUGGAAGAACGUUCUUCAUGUGGUUGAAUCUAUGGAGAGUAAUUCACCCAGUGCGGCAAAGUAUCAACAGAACUUCAUUAUAUUAGUCCAAGAAGUUUUACGAACUAAUUCUCACCUCUUUACUGAUGAAGAGAGAAAUUUCUUGGAAUUGUUUUUCUCUUUCUCUGAUGACAGUCAGAGGCUUUUUGUUCGGCUCUAUUUACGGAAAGGCCCUUGGUUCCGCAUGUCCAAUGUUUCCUACCCUGAAAUUUUGAAUCUGAAGGAAGCCAGCAAUGAGCUCUCUGCAAAGGGUUACAUGUGUUCCAUUGGGCACGCAAAUGAACUUAAAAAUAGCAACAUGGAGGAAAUUCUGAGUUUACUAACUGUAUCUGAGCUACGAGAAAUCAGCAGCAUGCUUAAAAAGAACGGUCCUCUCAGUACCAGGAAGCAGGAUAUUGUAGCAGAGCUUUGCUCACUAUGCAAGGAUGGAGUAUGUCCAAAACUACCAAUAGCAGUUAUGGAUAGGACUGGAAAAUGUGUCAAGAUAGAUGCCAAAGCCGAGUCCCUUAUCUGGCGUGCUGAGAGACUUUUCUUCCUGAAUGGGGAGCAGGAUUUGAGAGCUUUUCUACUGGUUGAUUUGGGAGUAGUCAAAUACCCGAAUUAUAAUUGCGUAAUAUCUGAACAAAUAUUCACAAUUAGAAGUGAACUACUUGCUUAUGAAGAGGCAAUUGAAGUCGCACAACUUAUGGAUGAAUCGUUGGAUGAAAGUAAAAGCGAGUUGGUGCUAACAUGCAUAACCAUAGCUCAAUCACGUUUAUCUAGCUCAUGCUCAAAAGAUAUUCAAGCCAUACCUUAUGAAACACGGGCUAAAACAUUUUCUUGUUUUUCUGCAUCGUGGGUAUAUUCCAAGAUUGGCACUCUUGGGAUUUCUUUUCUUGAGAGCAAGCGCAGGUACAAUGAAGCAAUCAGUUUGCUGAAGCUGUUGCUCAGUUGUUUUACUUGUGAUGGAAGAAGAGGAUAUUGGACCUUAAGAUUGUCCAUUGAUUUAGAACACAUCAGUUGUCCAAAUGAGAGUUUGACAACUGCUGAAAAUGGGUUACUGGAUCCGUGGGUACGUGCUGGUUCAAAAAUGGCUUUACAAAGGAGAGUCAUCCGCCUGGCAAAACCACCAAGGCGCUGGAAACCUCCUAGUUUUGCAGAUUCUUUCAAGAGGAAGAUCAGAGAAGUCCAUAUUCUUGGGAGGCCUUUGAAUUCUGAGACUGGAGUGAAGAGCAGGUUCUACGGAGAAGAUGGCGAUCAGUGUGGAGUUGAACAACUUGCUCUGCAGUACUAUGCUGGGGAAGGUGGUGGAUGGCAGGGUGUUCAUACAGAGUCUGGUAUAUGGUUGACCAUUUUUGGGCUUCUUAUGUGGGAUGUGAUGUUCUCUGAUGUGCCAAAUGUCUUCUACAAUAAAUUUCAGACUGCUCCCCUGGAUUUGGAUACCGAUGGCUUCUACACUGCAAGAAAGAGCGCAAUAGAAUCGCAACUGCAGAAAGUCCACGAUGGCAUGGCCGAGGAGAUCCUCAUAACCUCAUGGGAGCUGAACUCAGGAACAGCCUGCAGAGGCGUAAACUGGGAGCGCCAUUCCCUGUCCGAACUUCGUGCUGUAGUGACCUGUACAGGCGGCCGUUGUUUGGCUUCCCUCUGCCGCCAUCUCGCCCAAGAUUACCGGAGCUGGUCUAGUGGGAUGCCGGACUUACUGCUCUGGCGCUUCCAUGACAACUACAGAGGAGAAGUGAAGCUCGUCGAGGUGAAAGGCCCUCGAGACAUUCUUUCUGAACAGCAGCGAGCAUGGCUGCUCCUGCUAAUGGACUUGGGAUUCGAUGCAGAAGUCUGCAAAGUAAGCCCCGGUCCCCUGUCCACGUAGGCCGUAGCCAUGGCGCAAUCAAAGUUCAUUCAUUGCGGCUGGUUGACGGGUAAGCUUCUCAUUCGUGCAUUCCUCGUUAUCUUGUCGUUUCAUGUUAUAAUGAAUUGUAGCUAUUUAUGGAGCAAAGGAAGAACAGCUGUCAGUAGCUAAGUUCGUUGCUUUCCUUUCUACGAAAGGAACAUGGUGUUGCUGUGUUGUUGUCGUCACUUAUCACUUGAAUAAUUCGAUUGGGUUUCGGAUGUAACAUAAGAAAAUAGGGGGACAGACCUAACUGUCCUGUGCCCCUUUACUUUGUUUUAGUAGCAACGUGGAAAGUUGGGGGGGAUUGUACCUUCUUAGCCGUCCGAUUGAGAAUCAGAUUGCUGAGUCGCAUUCGGGAUGCAAGAAUCGGAUGGCCGAGACUGUGUAAGCACGACUCUAAGCUUACCUCAUUUAGCCGUCCGAUUGAGAAUCAGAUUGUUGAGUUGUAUUUUAGAUGUAUGAAUCGGACGGCUAAUAACGUGUAAGCAUGUCGUUAUACUUGUCCUUAUUUAGUCGGGAGCCGGAUUGAAGGUUGUGCACAUGGGGAUUGGGGAGAAAUUAAUGAAAACUGUUCCCCCCACUGUUAGGAAUCUCAAUUCAGCCCUCCAAUUGGGCCAGUGUCUGUCUACUGAAUUUGAGACUCUUUCUUGGCAGCAUUUUGGAGACUUAUUGAUAGGCUGAAUUGCUGAUGCGUAUAGAUAGAUAUGAUUGAAUGGAAUUGAUCUUGUG
Linum tenue is the source of this 3774-nucleotide messenger RNA. Lineage: Eukaryota; Viridiplantae; Streptophyta; Magnoliopsida; Malpighiales; Linaceae. The record is from the annotation of a GenBank genome assembly.